GUCGCGUUUGCUCAACGCCCCAAACGCAACUCAUUCAUCCAUUUCAACCCUUUGUCAUCACCUUCGUCGUCGUCUAACCCAACGAGCACGUUGAAUUGCACAUAUUCAAGAUGUCUACAACCAGGUUGCACCAUCACCCGUCUCUUCCCGCCCCCGUCGUUCACGCUGGCUUCUCCGCCCACCAGUCCAAGUCCCAUGUCCUCGCCGGUGUGCAGGACGCGUAUUGGAGUGACGAUGACGCCGAUGAUGCAGAUUGUCCGCUUUGUCUUGAAGAGAUGGAUAUUUCAGACCUUAAUUUUAAGCCGUGCGUCUGCGGGUACCAGAUUUGUAGAUUCUGUUGGCAUCAUAUCAAGCAGAAUCUCAACGGCCGCUGCCCCGCUUGUCGCCGUGAGUACACCGAUGAAACUGUUCAGUUCAAACCUAUUGCGAAAGAAGACCAUAAACGCCUGACCCAGCAGAAGAAGCAACGUGAACGCGAGCGCAAAGAACUUGACGCCCUUGGUAGGCGCCAUCUCGCCAAUGUCCGCGUCGUACAGCGCAACGUUGUAUAUGUCGUCGGUAUUGGUCCUCGAUUUGCAAAGGAGGAGCUCAUCCCCACCCUUCGCUCGAAUGACUAUUUUGGGCAAUAUGGCAAAAUCUCCAAGAUUCUACUUGUCAAGCGUACAUCAUCAGGGGGUGGUGCGCCUAUUGUAGGACUCUACAUUACGUAUCAUCGGCGCGAAGAUGCCGCACGUUGCAUCUCAACCGUUGACGGUGCCCCAAGCCCAGGAGGAGGCCGAGAGGUCAUGCGUGCCAGCUAUGGGACGACCAAGUACUGCAUGGCAUUCCUCCGUGGCGUAUCAUGUACUGAUCACACCUGUAUGAAUCUGCAUGAAUGGGGAGAUGAGAAAGACUGUUUUACGAAGGAGGAUCUGACAACGCUGAAGCAUACUAUCAAGGACACAGAAAGCAGGGGGACCAAAACUGGGGAUGGCCUCCCGCGCACUGCAGCAUGGGCUAAACCUGCCACUCCGACGCCCAGCAGCACGAUGCCCACUGCUACAGUUGCUCAGCGUCCCCGGCGUGGUGGUCAGCGACAGGCGCGUACACCACGCCCACAGCAUGAUCGCAAGGUCGGCUCAGGCGGUGGAGGGAGUACGAAAACACCCUCCAUCGCGUCUUCGUCUCGGCCCCCGACGCCCGCUGUCUCCCCGCGUCCCCCGACGCCACCUGAGGUCAAAACUCUCCGGGCCAAAGAACCAGCACCGCUUCCGCCGACUUCGCCCUCACCGUCAAUGGCAGUCGACUCGGAUGAUGUAGGCUCCGGUAGUCAGGAUGUACCACAAAGUCCGCCGCGCCCACGCUCCACGGAGAGUGUGGAUAGUAUACCGGCUGUACCUAUUUCUCUGCCGUCAGGUUUACCAGAUGCCCCACCUGGUCUCCCGCCUCCGACUCGUACAGCUAAGGCGGAGUCCGUUCCUGCGUCAGGUCUUCAAGCACUACAAAUGUCUGGGGGAAGCUAUCAAAUGUCCACCGCUGCACAAGCGCUACUUGAUGACGUCAAAGCGCGUCGCGAGGCGGUGCUUUCAAGCACACAAGUAAGCGUCUUUCCCGAUUUUGAUCGCACGCUACGUAUGCUCUCGGGGAGCGAGGGUGGGUUCAGUUUCAAUCUGGACCCAAAGCUUGCAGACGUAAAUGUAAAUGCGGAGGGAGAGGCAGUAUUAAAUGCGCUUGAAGCUGAGGCUCGCGUACCUUUCGCUGGUGGCUUUAUGGACGCAUUCCCUGCGCUCAAGCCACAAGCACACUCUCACACACAUCAAGUGCCAACCAUGUACCCUCAUAAUCCCGCCCGCUCCAUUUAUGACCCCCUCACGAUGCGUGAGAGCUAUCUUGGGCCAUUUAAUCCCUUCGGAGAAACAGAAGGAUCCUCGACUAGUGGUGGUGCGCGCAGUUCGCCGUCGUACCCCGAUGAAGAACGGAAAGUUUCAAGAUUUGGAUUCGCACGGGGGAGGCAAGGCUCAACAGCUGCGAGCUCGCCCGUUCAUGUGGCAUCGCCAUUGAGUGCGAGUGAUAGUCAUCACUCGUUUUUCACGGCUUCGGAAACUCCUGCUAUGACAUCGUCGCAUUGGAGUCACGGAGGACAUGGAGAGUAUGCAGGAUAUGCCACCAGUUCUCCACUUGUGCAGCAAGCGCAGAUAGUGCAGUCGCCCCCGCAGCAGCACGCGCAGCCACAGACACAACCGACACGCUUUCAGCCAUUCGACACGAGUGUGAGCGUGAGUGAAGCCCAGCUCCGUGAGCUGAUCCAGUCGAGCAGGGAGCGUGCUGGCUCGAUGCAAAUGCAUAACGCUAUAGCUGUUUCAGAUCAACCUCAGUACCAGUUUGCGCCUUUCAGUGACCCCGCAAUCAUGUCAGCACGUUUCGCUUCGCCCGUAUUAUCCUCCGCAAGUCUCUCGUAUGCUGGUACACCAGUAAUUGCGACCACAACACCAGCUACUACAGCUGCACACGGCCCCCCGCCGGGCCUAGCAUAUCCAAAUAUCACUCCUUCAGUUUCGUCCUCGCCUUCGCCAGUCCCAAUACUGUCGUCUGCUGAUUUUCCCGCCUUGAACGCCGAUGUACUUCCUACGCCUGAUGCACAGCCUUCCGAGACAUCAUCCCCCGCCGAAGGUAGUAAGGAACAGGCCAAAGCAGAGCGCAAGGCGGCAAAAAAGGCGGCGGCGGCGGAGCGUGCGCUCGAGCGCCAGAAGGCAGCCCAAGAGAAAGCAGCUGCAAAGGCCACUGAGAAGGCCCGGAUUGCGCAAGAGAAGGCUGUGGAGAAGGAGAAGCUGGCGAAGGAGAAAGAAGAGCGAGAGAAGUUAGUACGGGAGAGGGCGGAAGUAGAGAGGGUGGAGAAGGAGAGGCAGGCACAAGAGAAAGCGGCUGAGGAAGAGACAGAGAGAGCUCUCAUAAAAGAGAAGGAGAGGCAAGCCCUGGCUGAGAAGACUCGAGCUGAAAAAGCAAGGGCAGCCCAGGUCAAGGCUCAAAAAGCCGCCAAGUCUGCAUUGGCGAUCAAAGCCACGAAGUCUGCAGGCUCCUCUGGCCAGGUGCCUGCUACUCCGACUACUAAGCAAUCCCCCGCUCCAUCUAAGGCAUCUGAACCCGUGGAACAAGCACCCAUACUGUCCAAGAUGCCGAAGAAGAACAAACCCGUCGCUCGUCCAAUCAAGGUCCCGAAGGAGGAUGAGAUUGCUCUUGGAAAUGCGUCGGCUGCACCAUCGAUUUCGGUUUCAGAAUCUGCGAAUUUUCCACCUUCCAAGACCACAAAUACAGUCGUCUCUAGCUCGAACAGCUCGAGGGCACAGUCUGUGGACACGUCCUCUCCUGUAGAACCUGCCUCACUUGCUGAUUUGCUCGACGACAUUGACGUGAGGAAUCCGAGCAUGGAUCUUCCCAACCAUCCCUUCUUUGACAUAGCAAAGAUCAAUCCCGCUGCCAAGAUGCCUCUUGAAUAUGGUCCUCUAGUGCACGCAUUGUCUGCCCUUUCUGUAGGCGGAGGAUCAUUCGCUACCAACAUGCCUUCGGGUUCCAUCGAUAAUGCCGUGUCUUCAUUCCAACAACUGUUGGAGACACUGACACAGACCAUCUCCGACCUCCUGCGCCUGCUUCCUCGGACGACCUGGGACGACAGCUCUUCAUUUGAUGGCGUGCUUCGUGACAUGCUCAAGGGUGAUGAUUUCUUAGACGACGGCGGCGAUGAUGCAGCUGGCAAAGAAGACGAAGUUGCCGCAUUGACCCUCGCCCUUGAGCGUCGAGCCCGCUGGAUGGAAGUGCAGCUGUCCAAGCUCGAGGAACUUCAUCGUGACAUCAACACAGCUGCGGUACGUGCCGUCCUUGCAUUCAAUGACAGUGGCUGGGAUCGUCACAUAUUCAUGCCUCGGGUUGGCAAUACCCUCCGUCGCUUCGACAAUAUUGGUAUGAUAGAGCAAAGUGGCAAGAUGAGGCCGAUGACAGUGGACGAGUUGGAGAAGAAGCUGCAAGUAGCCAAGGAAGCUGCCAUAUUCGCAGAGACCGAGUUCCGAGAGGCGAUGGAGAAAAUGCAAGCUGUGAAGCCCGUGGAAGUUGACUACUGAGUAGGCUAGCAGGAAAGCAUGCGGUAGUUUGGUCGUACUGAAUACACGAUGAGCAUUUGGCUUGCACGUAAAAAA
Molecule: messenger RNA, 4166 nt
Organism: Suillus discolor
Lineage: Eukaryota; Fungi; Basidiomycota; Agaricomycetes; Boletales; Suillaceae
Exons: 9
Coding region: 111-4091 (1326 amino acids)
Biological process (GO): protein ubiquitination
Cellular component (GO): CCR4-NOT complex
Molecular function (GO): nucleic acid binding; ubiquitin-protein transferase activity
Source: RefSeq, a predicted model, not a curated record